UUCAACCAACUCAAUCAAUACAACAAUCAGCUCAAUCAGCACAACCAAUACAUUCUGUUCAAGCUCCACCUUAUCGAAAUCAACAGAUACAGUCACGAGGGCCUAAUUCUUUAACACCUGCAUCACAUGAUCAACAACAACAGCAACAUCAUACUACUACUAUACAAUUGCCAUUACCUUCUGAAUUGGAACCACACCAGACAACUCAUUCUUGGACAAUUCGCGGUUUUCAAGAUUUGACUAAAUUGAUGCACGGUGAUGCUUUUAUAUAUAGUGAUAGAUUCAAAUCACCAAGAGGUAUAAAUGACACAAGUUAUUUAAAUCAACCACAACAAAUUUGGAGCCCAGUAUCACUUUCCAAUGGUAUUAACCAUGAUGGCGGUGACGAUUAUUAUUCUGAUUAUGUAUGGAGAAUGAAAGUGUAUCCAAAUAGAUAUCAGAAUGAAGUUUCUUUAUUUCUAGAAGCUAUUCAAACACCUUUUGAAAAAAAAAAUUAUUCUUCAAAAGAGACUCCACGAUUGGUUUAUGUAUCUGAUAGAUUCAAAUGGAAUUUUGAUUUACAAGGUCAAUGCGGUUAUUGGGGAAUACACUCUAUUGGGACAUUUCAAGAUCUUUUUCAAAACCAUGUGAAUAAUGGUGUUGGUAGUGUUGUUUUAGCAAUGGUGGAGUUUAUAUUCAAUGAACAAGAUAAUUAUGAUGUUGUUAAUAAGAAUAUUGAUUUUAUAAGUGAUAAUUCUAAUUCUUGUCCUACAUCAUCAUCUCCAUCAUCUCCUUCUUCAUCUUACACUUCCAGUCCAUCUAAUAUAAGAACAAUCAAAGCUCACAAAGUCUUACUUUCGCAACGAUCAGAAUAUUUUGAUAGCAUGUUCAAAAGUGGUUAUAAAGAAUCUACGAUGAAGAGAAUACCAAUUAAAAAAAUUUAUAUUAAUGCUGAUAUGAUGCGAUUAGAACAUUUAGCGAAAUUGACUUCCGAACGAUUAUCAUAUAUGAUAAAUCAUGAUACAUGGGAUCAAUUGUUGAAGAUUACCUGGCGAUCAAAUAUCGCACCAGCUAGUAGAUUACAAUUGAAAAAGGUGAUUUUGGAGUAUGUAUAUAAGAAUUGGACAUUUUUAAAGGCUACUGAGAGUAUGAAAAAUUUGAUUGCUACUUCGUCUAUUGAAAAUAUUGAAGAGUUGAUGGAAACUAAAAUGUUUG
Molecule: messenger RNA, 1194 nt
Organism: Entrophospora candida
Lineage: Eukaryota; Fungi; Glomeromycota; Glomeromycetes; Entrophosporales; Entrophosporaceae
Source: the annotation of a GenBank genome assembly